Homalodisca vitripennis (glassy-winged sharpshooter) is the source of this 1974-nucleotide messenger RNA. Its product is annotated as thyrostimulin beta-5 subunit-like. NCBI's taxonomy places the organism in Eukaryota, Metazoa, Arthropoda, Insecta, Hemiptera, Cicadellidae. The record is from RefSeq and is a predicted model, not a curated record. Gene Ontology annotation, biological process: G protein-coupled receptor signaling pathway. The coding region runs from base 191 to 619 and encodes 142 amino acids. Gene Ontology annotation, molecular function: hormone activity. Gene Ontology annotation, cellular component: cytoplasm; extracellular region. The transcript has 4 exons.
UGAUGAGCUGUUGAUUGUUGCGGACGUGUGUCAGUGAGCCUCCUACGCGCUUCCAUCGCGACUACACUGGGGGAGGGGAUAUAAGACUCUAGCUAGGUGUUACUUGUGUUCACCGUUUUUUGUGAUUUUACCAUCCAGCCGUUCUUUUGAAUCCCGACCCUCUUCAGGUAGCAAGACUUCAACAGGUGCAAUGUGGCUAACCCUGUGCUCCCUGGUGCUCGCCCUCGCCCUCCCCCACAUCCACGCCAUGCACAUGAUCGAUCCCCAGUCUACCCUCGACUGCCACCGCCGACUGUACAGCUACACAGUUACCCAGAGGGACUCACAGGGCCGCACCUGUCGGGAUACCAUCAACGUCAUGAGCUGUUGGGGCCGCUGCGACUCCAACGAGAUCUCCGACUGGCGGUUCCCCUACAAGAGGUCCUACCACCCCGUGUGUCUACACGACUCUCGAGAGCUGACUACUACCAUCCUCCGCAACUGUGACCCGGACGUGGAGCCCGGCACUGAGCGCUACCAGUUCCUGCAGGCUCUGUCCUGCCGCUGUCUGGUCUGCAAGAGUAGCGAGGCUAGCUGCGAGGGCCUCAGGAACUGGAAGCUGGUGUCUGACCAGGCAUGAGUACAGACAGCAUAGAACAGAACACAGCAUAGCACAGCACACAGCAUGGUAGCGAGCAUGAAGCAUAUCACAGCAUGACACCACAUAUACGUACCCUUCAGAAGUCCGACACGUUUUGUAGACAAGCACUAUAAAUAAAGUAUCCAUCACCACCACCACCACUGUAACACUUCCUAUCACACUCGUAGUCAGUAGUCAGUAGACAGUAGAUUAGUCAGUAGAUCCCUAGUCAGUUAUUUUGGCAACUGUAGAUUUCGUGUACCUCAGUAGAUGCACACCUCAGUAAAUUUCUCGAUGCCGGACAAUGAAAGUAGAUCAAACAAUAGACAGUAGUUGAAUUGUUACAUCCUCCUUCAGUUUGUGUUUUGCUGUAGAAAUCACCACUGCUUUGCCAUAUAGUAGUCAGUAGUAACACUACAAUACACCACUAAAACUACAAUGAGAACACGUCGAAUGCACCUAGAUGUGGCAUGAAAGAACAACCCAAAGCACUCAGAUACUCCAGAGCAGCUGUGCGUUGCUGUGUGUUUAUGAGUGAAAGGUGUAUAUUUAAAAAUAUCUGCGUUCCGAGAUAGUGCAGUAAAAUCUUACACAACUAAAAUUGCAAAUAAUUCUUUAACUAGUGAUUUCUAAAACCGCUUCUCUUUGCUUUCACCUUAUUUUAAUUUGUGAUGAAACUAAAAUUAAUGUACAGUUAUCAUAAUUGGGACCUUGCAGAAAAUUGCUAUGAAGAAUGGGCCUGCUGUUUUUACAUUUAAAAUCACGUUUAUGUUUUAUGGGAAAAAUCAGAUUCUGCUUAUGAAACAAACAAUAUUAGCAUUUCGUAUACACAAUACCUUAAAAUGCUUCAUUAAUUAAAAAGUCAUUAUACAUUUUUGAACAUAUAUCAGUUACCUGACGUUACACUUUAUUAGAAUUGGUAGUUGGUCAAAGUAUAAACUCUGGUCUAUCAAGUAUCUAGGAAAAAGCAUACAGGAAUUAUUAGUGUAAGUUAACAUUUCUUAUUAGUUAAAAACAUUGAAAACACUGUACAACUAAACGCAAAUAAUGGUAAAUGUUAUAAUUUUCAGCAUCCCUAUUCAGAUGAACGCAUUUGAAUAAAAAUGUGCAAUCGUAGUAUUUCCCAUAAACUUUACUUACUUAGCGAAACAUUUACUUCGUGUUCAAUUUGUGACGUUUCAAACCCUUGUUUUUAACUGUGCGCGAUAACAGAUAGUAAAAACAAAAAAACAAUUCAUUUACAAAAUAAAUAUACCUUUCAUACAGCACAGAUGAUUGUAUUUAAUGGAUACACUGCGUGCAACAUUAUAUUUAUAUAGCACAUUAUUAUUUUUUUACAUUUAUUACUUUUUUAU